AUGGUUGGAAAGUAUGGUGCAGGAGAAACUAGUCUUUUUAAGUGUCCAACCUGUGAUUAUGAGCAAGAAAUAAGAUCGUCUGGAGUUCAUAUAUCCGAAGGUGGAUCAGUUAGUGUGUUUUCAGAGGAUGAAUUUUGUUGCCCAAAUUGUGUAUCAAAGAGUGACAAACAGGCAACCAAAAUUUGUAGUAAGUUAACCCUUUAAGAUGUAAUCUCCCUACUUUACUUUUUUAAUAUAAUGUCAGGUUUAUUUACAAUGUCUAAUCCCAGAUGAUUUUGCCUGUCAACGAGUAAAAACCCUCCCGCCUCCACUGUAUGUAUGUUCGUGAUUUUAAAGGAGAUGAUAAAUAUAACAGUGGAAAUGAUGACGAUUCAUCUACAUGUGAAAAGAAAGUAACUGAUGCAGUCACAAACAAAGAGAAAACAUCAAACAAGAAAAUAUCAAGUGAGAAAAUGUCAUGCAAGAAGAGAAGAUUGAACCAGGAAAAAGAGUUAAAAAUGCCCAUGAACAAAAAAAAAGAAAAGCAAUGUUGA
This is a messenger RNA of Paramuricea clavata, 533 nucleotides long. Lineage: Eukaryota; Metazoa; Cnidaria; Anthozoa; Malacalcyonacea; Plexauridae. The record is from the annotation of a GenBank genome assembly.